AUGGAGCUGGGCUGGCUGCUGGCRUGGGGCGCCGCGCUGCUGCUGGGCCUGCGCGUCCUCAUGGAGCUCAGCGCCGCCGCCAACUUCGCCCUGCGCAUCGGCCUCUACUCGGUGCUCUGCGUCGUGGGCUCCGCGCUCGCGGCGCCCGUCUGCGUCCUCGUCAACGGCGGCCGCUCCGUGAAGAACAUGAGAAUCAUCAAAGCUGUGGUCAAGAGUUUCAAGUAUUUCUUUGGCCUGAGGUUUGAGGUGAAAGGCCUGCAGAACUUCGAGGUGGAGGGCCCUGCUAUCAUCGUGUCCAACCACCAGAGCAUCCUUGAUAUGAUGGGGCUGAUGGAGGUCCUGCCCGAUGGCUGUGUCCAGGUGGGCAAGAAGGAGCUCAUGUACGCCGGCAGCGUGGGGCUCAUCAUCUACCUGGGUGGCGUCAUCUUCAUCAACAGGAAGAGCACCAGCAGUGCCAAGAUGGUGAUGGCUGAGGUGGCCAAGACCAUGGUGGCCGAGAACGUGAAGGUGUGGGUGUACCCGGAGGGCACCAGGAACUGCACGGGAGACUUGCUGCCCUUCAAGAAAGGAGCGUUUCACCUCGCCGUGCAGGCACAGGUCCCAGUGAUCCCUGUGGUGUAUUCCUCCUUCACCUCCUUCUACAACCCGAAGAAGAAGCUCUUCAAAUCAGGCAAAAUCAAGGUCGAGGUUCUGCCCCCGAUCGAGACCAAGGGUCUGACACCAGAUGACGUCUCAGACCUCACGGACAGGUGUUUUUGUCUCAUGCGGGAGACCCUCUUCAGGCUGUCGGGCCGCCCAGCCCAAGUGAAGGACUCCUCCUAGAUGCCUCUCCAGUGGUGUCACCGUGUGGUGGUGGCCAAAGGGACCGGUCUGUUGCCAAAUACCAAAGGGACUUCCCUUCCUCUGCAGUGACUUCUAGCUCUGGGGACACCACUUUGGCACACACAGGGUGUCAAGCCAGCCCCGCUGAGUGGAUUUCUCCCGUGGGUUCCUUAUCUUGCUAUGAAAUGUCUCUCUUUUUUUUUUUUUCCUGGGUUUCUCAGGCAUCGAUUUUAUGCUACCAAAGGGCUCGAUGACCAGAGAGGUGAGUCCCUGCCUCCAGCUCAGGUGCCUGGGCUGGAGCAGUGCCCAGACCCCAGCUGGGCUUUGCCUCCUGGGUCUCCGUGUUCCUGCAGGCGCAGGGAGGAGGGUACCCUGGGCUGCUCAUGGUCCUGGCUGGAAAACCGCAGGGCAGCAGCCCUGGCCUGCACAGCCCUGGCACCCCCUGCACAGAGCCGAGAAUUGGGCGAAAAAAUCCAAACUUUGGGUCUGACGGCACCGCGCUCAGGCAAGGUGCCUGGCUUGAGCUGCGAUCCCGGCCCUUUAGCACUUCCCUAUGCCGGGAAUGUGGUGUCCUCCCCUGGGUGGAUCCGGAGCAGAGCUCAAAGGCCAGCGCUGGGAAAGGGCCAGGUCACUUUCCCCCUUGAGACCCUCCCUCGUGCUGGGGUUAGGCCCAGGUGGGUACUGGUGGCAAAGCCUUGGCUUUGGAAGCCAGAGCUGGAAAAAAGGAAUGUGUGGGGCCAUUUAGCCUUAGAGGGGUGUCCUGGCGCUUCACUCCUCGCCUGCACAAGUGCUCUGGCUAGUGGAGAGAUGCAGAAACAGGGAGCAGCAGCUCACCAGGCUGGCUUGUGUUUUGGGGAGCAUUUAGCCGAAUCCUGCCCCCUCUCCCCAGCAGCACCUUUGGAAAGAGCUCACGGCAGGUGCCCGUGGUCCRGCGUGCUGCCAAGGGCUCCGCCGCACGAACAGCCUCUUGUCACAUCGGCAUUGGCCAAAAGAUGGUGCCUGUGACGUGUCCGUGCUGGACCGGGCAGCUCCUGCUCUGGAAAAUGGGGUGCUCAGGGACCGUGGGCCACCCAGAGCCCGCUUGCGGGAUACGGGCUCCUCUGGGRGACGGGCCCCUUUGGGAUAUGGGCUCCUUGCUCCGUAGGGAGCUCGGAUACGGGUUCCCCUUGGCUCAGAGCCCUGGGUUUGGG
Molecule: messenger RNA, 2012 nt
Organism: Nothoprocta perdicaria
Lineage: Eukaryota; Metazoa; Chordata; Aves; Tinamiformes; Tinamidae
Gene: AGPAT2
Product: 1-acylglycerol-3-phosphate O-acyltransferase 2
Exons: 6
Coding region: 1-822 (273 amino acids)
Biological process (GO): phosphatidic acid biosynthetic process
Cellular component (GO): endoplasmic reticulum; membrane
Molecular function (GO): 1-acylglycerol-3-phosphate O-acyltransferase activity
Source: RefSeq, a predicted model, not a curated record